Messenger RNA from Pygocentrus nattereri (red-bellied piranha), 960 nucleotides. RefSeq names its product olfactory receptor 6N2-like. Bases 1 to 960 code for a protein of 319 amino acids. Gene Ontology annotation, biological process: G protein-coupled receptor signaling pathway. NCBI's taxonomy places the organism in Eukaryota, Metazoa, Chordata, Actinopteri, Characiformes, Serrasalmidae. Gene Ontology annotation, cellular component: membrane. The transcript has a single exon. The record is from RefSeq and is a predicted model, not a curated record. Gene Ontology annotation, molecular function: olfactory receptor activity; G protein-coupled receptor activity.
AUGGAAAUAUAUGGAUUAUUCAUGGAUUAUUCUACUAAUAUUACUUAUUUAUUUUUGGAAGGGCAUGUGGAGUUGGAGAAAUAUAGAUACUUCUACUUUGUAAUUACUUUCACAGUUUACACACUGAUACUUUGCUGUAAUGCUGUUGUCAUUUCUGUCAUUUACACAAACAAACCUCUCCAUGAGCCGAUGUACAUAUUCAUUGCUGCUUUACUUUGCAAUUCUCUCUUUGGAACAGCUGCCUUUUAUCCAAAAGUACUGAGUGAUUUUUUGUCUGAAAAACAAAUUAUCUCUCAUGGAGCCUGUCUGUUUCAGGCCUUUUGUCUUUAUACAUAUGCUGCAGCAGAGUUUGCACUGUUAUCAGCUAUGGCCUAUGACAGAUAUGUGUCCAUAUGUAAACCAUUACAAUAUGCAACUCUUGUGAAAAUGUCCACUGUUAAAAAGAUCUUAUUUUUCUGUUGGUUUGUGCCUUCCUGUGAAAUUGGCAUAUCAAUAAUAUUAACAUACCGACAGCUGUGUAAAUUUAAAUUAAACAGAGUAUACUGCAGUAAUUACACAAUUGCUAAAUUAAGUUGUGGAGACACAACAGUUAUGAAUACAUAUGGAUUGUUUGCUUUAGCCAUUGCUGUUGUUCCACCUAUGACUUUCAUAUUCUACUCAUAUGUGAGAAUAAUUUAUGUCUGUUUAAAAAAUUCAAAAGAUUUCAGGAGAAAAGCUCUGCAGACCUGCUUCCCACAUCUUUGCAUUUUAACUACUUUCUCUUGUACUGCAUGUUUUGAAGUGAUUAACAGCAGGUUUGAAGGAAAUGUACCUCAUAUAUUUGCUAUGAUAAUGUCAGUUGAAAAUAUGGUCAUCUCUCCCCUACUCAAUCCUAUUGUAUAUGGACUAAAACUGCAGGAGAUAUCAAAGAGGAUUAAGAGACUGAUUUGGAAGAGAAAGAUGCACAUCUUUGCAGAUUGA